Molecule: messenger RNA, 853 nt
Organism: Hevea brasiliensis (rubber tree)
Lineage: Eukaryota; Viridiplantae; Streptophyta; Magnoliopsida; Malpighiales; Euphorbiaceae
Exons: 2
Coding region: 151-759 (202 amino acids)
Molecular function (GO): nucleic acid binding; zinc ion binding
Source: RefSeq, a predicted model, not a curated record
AGUUUAAUUAAUCACUGUGAAUUUGUUAAGGAAUUGAUGGAUUACUUAGAUUUCCUGUAUUCUGGUAAAUGAAAUAUUUCUCGUAUUUAUGAUGUGUGCAAAGCAUUCUAUCGUGUUGAGAAGCAAGAUAAGUCUCUCACGGCCUAUUUUAUGGAAUUUAAGAAAGUAUAUGAAGAACUUAAUAUUUUGUUGCCUUUUAACCCCAAUGUGAAAGUCCAGCAGGCUCAACGAGAGCAGAUGGCUGUUAUGAGUUUUCUUACAAGUCUUCAUUCAGAAUAUGAGACUGCUAAAUCUCAAAUCCUAUCUAGCUCUGAAAUUUCCUCUCUACAUGAUACAUUCACACGUGUCCUUCGUACAGAAAGUACCCAACUUCCACAAACUACUAGUGGUGCUCUUGUUAGUCAAAAUAUGAAUGGACAACAGAGAAAUAAAGGAGGAAAUUCAAGCAAUAGAAGUAAUCAGCAUAAUGGGGAAACCAAUUCUAAUCUGGACUCAAAAGGAGUUAUUUGUUAUUAUUGUCAUGAGCCUGAUCAUACAAAAUACAAUUGUCUAAAGCUUCAGAGGAAGAAUCAGCGGUCUCAGAUGGCAAACAUGGCAAUAGAUGAGUCUACAGUUGCACCCUCAUCUGGGAAAACUGUCUUAAUAUCUGUAGAGGAAUAUGCACAAUUUUUCCAAUAUCAAGCAUCUCUAAAAGCCUCUAAUUCCCCUGUCACUGCUAUCGCUGAGUCAGGAUCUUACGACAAAGCAGAUUAUUGGUAGAGGAUAUGAGUCCGGUGGUCUCUACAUUCUGAAUAAAUAUGUACUGCAAUCUCUUACUUGCUCCAGCACCUUAACUCCGCUUGAAAUUCAUUAC